CACUCCCUUCCUCUGUAGCUUAGCAUUGGACAUAAGUAAUCAUACACUGUAAUCUCUGAUGGAAACCUGGGUUUAAGCGUUUUGCGGCGCUUAAUCUUCUGUUUACUAUGCUCUCUCUGCAAUUCAUCGUCCCCGGAGCUCUCGAUCGUCCUUCGCCAGUGCUUCCUGGCAGCAGUUCUUCGUCGUUUUGGGCCAAAGAUAGGCGCCUUCUCAAGGCAAGUCCUUCAAUUGAUGGUAGAAAGAAGCUUCGAUUCAAUGGCGGAACUGUUAGGGUUUUGGCAAUGUCUGGGAAUUCUUCUGCGUUCAAGAUGAAUCUUAACGAGUAUCUGGUUACUCUAGAGAAACCACUUGGUAUCCGGUUCGCUGUCACUGCUAACGGAAAAAUCAUCGUUCACUCCCUUAAGAAAGGGGGUAAUGCAGAGAAGUCGAGAAUUAUAAUGGUCGGGGACACUUUGAAGAAAGCAGGCGAUUCAUCGCAAAAUAGGCUUUCUGAGAUUGAGAACGUUGAAGAUGCGCGGAAUAUUUUAAAGGAGCAAACUAAUCCUUUAAGCAUGGUUCUUGAGAGGCCCAGAUCUCCUUUUCCUAUUCAUCUACUGCACAAGAUAAAUGAUUCUGAAGUACAAUUUAACAGAGGUCAAGUUCCUGUUGCCACCUGGAACAAGACGUUAUUGGCUUCAAAUUUACAACCAUCUAUUGAAAGCUCUGGGAAUAGUGGUUUUUCUACUUUCAACCCAAAGUUUCUAACUCCAAAAGGAAGCAAGUUAUUGGGCGAUCCGAAUGAACAUGUCAUCCUUAAUGAGGAGAUAAAAUUCUUUAGUGAUGAAGAGUAUGAUGAAGGAGAGUGGGCUCAUGGAAGUUUCCCACUUGAGGAAUAUGUCAAAGCUCUGGAUCGUUCAAAAGGCGAGAUGUACUAUGAUCACUCCCUUGGUAUGCGCUAUACUAAGAUUUCAGAGCAAAUCUAUGUGGGAUCAUGCAUACAAAGAGAAGCUGAUGUGGAAACAUUGUCAAAAGUUGAGGGAGUCACUGCUGCUCUGAACUUUCAAAGUGCAACUGAAGCUGAGAAUUGGGGAAUCGAUUUCAAAUCUAUUAAUGAAUCAUGUCAAAGGAAUAAUAUCCUUAUGAUCAACUAUUCUAUACGGGCGGGAGAUUCUUAUGAUAUGAGAAAGAAAUUACCAUUUUGUGUGGGGCUUCUCUUGCGGUUGCUAAGGAAAAACCAUCGCGUUUUUGUUACAUGUACUUCUGGAUUUGAUCGAUCUCCUGCUUGUGUGAUUGCAUACCUGCACUGGAUGACAGAUCUUUCCCUUCAUGCAGCUUAUACAUGGGUCACUGGGAUGUACACAUGCAGACCUGACAGGCCAGCAAUUGCCUGGGCAACAUGGGAUCUUAUAGCUAUGGUUGAAAAGGGUAACCAUGAUGGACCCCCUACACAUGCGGUUACAUUUGUAUGGAAUGAGAGUGAGGGACAGGAUGUAACAUUGGUGGGAGAUUUUACUGGAAAUUGGAAAGAACCAAUCAAAGCAAUACACAAGGGUGGAAUAAGAUACGAAGCAGAAGUUAAACUUCCUCAAGGAAAGUACUACUAUAAGUUUAUUGUGAAUGGAAACUGGAGGCAUUCAACUGCUUCACCGGCAGAAAGGGAUGAAAGGGGGAACGUUAACAACGUAAUUGUGAUUGGUGAUACUGCUAGUGUCAGGCCUUCUGUUCAACACCAGCCGAAAGAUGCCAACGUUGUAAAAGUGAUCGAGAGGCCUCUGGAUGAAAAAGAGCGGUUUAAGCUGGCGAAAGCAGCUCGCUGCAUUGCUUUCAAUGUCUGUCCUAUUACGUUAGCUCCCAAGUCGCAAGUAGUUGCGUAGAAACACUAUGGUAUCGGGGCAUUACAUUGUGAAGCCAAGCAAUUUUGUCGCGGUGGUGAAGUCCCGAGGAGUAAUCGUACCCUGGGCCAUCUCUUAUGAAAUAAAUCGUUGUCUGUUUCUCUGCCACAGCUUCCGCCCUCAUUUUGUCGCUUCUUGUAAAGCCAUGAAUAAUGAUCCAUGUGCAGUUGUUUCAUCUAAAGCACAGUAGACUGAACUGCGUGUCUUUGUCUUCAUUGUAAAGAUGUUUAGAUAGAUGUUGUCAUUGUAAACAAUAAGUCAUUAUUUUUUUCCUAUAUAGUUUAAUUUUUUAAAAUCAUGUUAGAAAGAUUUGAACCUUUAAUGCUAUUUGCCUCGUGCUUACAGAGUUCA
This is a messenger RNA of Neltuma alba, 2222 nucleotides long. RefSeq names its product phosphoglucan phosphatase LSF1, chloroplastic. Gene Ontology annotation, molecular function: carbohydrate phosphatase activity; protein binding. Lineage: Eukaryota; Viridiplantae; Streptophyta; Magnoliopsida; Fabales; Fabaceae. The record is from RefSeq and is a predicted model, not a curated record. The transcript is spliced from 10 exons. Gene Ontology annotation, cellular component: chloroplast; starch grain. The coding region runs from base 108 to 1853 and encodes 581 amino acids. Gene Ontology annotation, biological process: starch catabolic process.